This is a messenger RNA of Aaosphaeria arxii CBS 175.79, 690 nucleotides long. RefSeq lists its product as uncharacterized. The transcript is spliced from 2 exons. Bases 1 to 690 code for a protein of 229 amino acids. The record is from RefSeq and is a predicted model, not a curated record. NCBI's taxonomy places the organism in Eukaryota, Fungi, Ascomycota, Dothideomycetes, Pleosporales.
AUGUCGCCAUCUACCAAAGUAACUGAGCGUGCAAAGUCCGACCCGAUCGCCCGUCAUCCACCCAAUCCCAACGCCGUUGAGCAUCCUUCCAAUCCCAUCAUCGCUCAGCAUCCGUCCAAUCCCAUCGCUGAGUAUCCAUCGAAUCCCACUAUCGCUCAGCAUCCAUCAAAUCCCAUCGCUGAACAUCCAUCCAAUCCCAUCGCUGAACAUCCAUCCAAUAAUCCGAUCGCUAACCAUCCGCCCAAUCACCUCGCUCAGCAUCCAGGAAGCCAGCUCAACGUAUGGCCAUCCCAAAUAGCAAGCAACAACGCUACCUGGUUGUUGCCACCUCACAAUGAUCAAGCUGCAGCCCUCGCUAUGAUGCUCCGCACUGAAAUACAAGCACAUAAUAUCGCUAAGGAGAUGCUUCACGCUACAGAGCAAAGAAGACUCGAGGUCUUCAAUAUCUGCAGUCGUCUGUCCAUUGAAGUGAGAGGCUGGGAGGCAGCUUAUAAUAGUAUGACAGAAGCACUCCAGCGGUGUUCUGAUGAGUUCUCCAGGAUCAGUGCAGAGAAUGUAUCUCUAAAGACGCAACUUCAAAUCUCACUUAGACAGUGUGAUCUUGGACUUGCGACCUCUACACCUACAAAUGACCAAAUCCUAGAUUUACGUAGCAAGCUUGCUCAGCAACAAAACGGAUACAGCGCUUGA